AUGCAGACCACAAGCAACGGAAGCGCCUUCGGAUACUCGCUGCAGCGUCAUUACGCGCAGCAGCAAUGCAAACCCAGCUCCGGCGGAAAAUCAUUCACCAUCGAGGCGCUGCUCGCCAAGCCAGAUCCGGACAAUGAGCGGGAGAGGGCGAGUCCGCUGCCCUACGCCGCAGCAUCAUCAUCGGCAUCCUUCGGCCUGACCUACUCGCCAUCCCCGUACAACCCGCUGCCCCCAGUCGGCUACUACUGCAGCUGCCCGCCCUUCAGCUACCAGGCGGCGUGUCGCGGUGCCUUUUACGCGCCAGUGGCAUCCAUGGCCAAAGCUCACGCGCUGAAAGGCAAGGGCGCCAAAUCCAAGCGCAUGCGCACCAGCUUCACCAGUGAGCAGUUGGCCCGCCUGGAGAAGGAGUUUGCUCGGCAGCAGUACAUGGUGGGCUCCGAGAGGUUCCUGCUCGCCUCUUCCCUGCAGCUCACAGAAGCGCAGGUAAAAGUGUGGUUCCAGAACCGUCGCAUCAAAUGGCGCAAGCAAAGUUUGGAGCAGCAGCAGGCCAAGUUGGCCAAGCUGGGGCUAACUGGUGCCUCCGCUGCUGACCCGCCCAAAAGUCCCGGAUCUCAGGGCCACCAAGACGAAGACCAAGAAUUUUCCGAUUUGGACGUGGACGUGGACGCAGAGCCUUGCUGA
Messenger RNA from Nerophis lumbriciformis (worm pipefish), 681 nucleotides. NCBI's taxonomy places the organism in Eukaryota, Metazoa, Chordata, Actinopteri, Syngnathiformes, Syngnathidae. The record is from RefSeq and is a predicted model, not a curated record.